UCAAAUAAAACGUCAAACUACUCGAAACACAGCAGGAAAAUUGUAUUUCAUUUAAACGCUGAAAAUGGCAGAAAACGGUGGUGAUGUUGGUGGUAUCCCGAAUGUGUUUGGAAAAGAUGGAAAAAUUCCCACAACAGACGAACUUCUAAAGAUGUUGGAAGGGAUGUCGGAACUUAGUGAAGAAAAUAAACGGGAAUUAAGAGAGAGUAUUCUAAGCGGAGGACUAGCUAGAGAAGCACAAAAUAUGGCUGAUUCUGUAAAAGAAAACGUUGCAUCUGGUGGUAUUUUAGGAGAAUUCACAAUUUUAUUCAUUUUCCUUUCAAUAGUUUUUUUGAUUCUAGUAUUCUUUGGUUAUAAACUGUAUUCAUCGCUGAUGGAAAAAGAAAGAAGAAAAGAGGAAAAGAAACGACAAAGACAACAAAAGAAGAAGAAAUAAGAAAAUGUAUUGUGUGUUGUAAUAUAUACAAAUUUGACUAUCACAAACAUUCCAUUAUGUACCUGUUUUUUGACUCUUUACUACGUAACUUUGUGGCAGCUGAACAUAUUAUAAAGUGACUUUCCUUGUAUUAUAUUAAAUAUGACGUGACGUAUUAGAAAGUCUAAAAAACAGAGCCUAUGAGUAUAAGAGUUAACUGUACAUUUUAUGUCAUUUUAAGAAAAUUGUGUUCAAAGUUUCUUGUAUGUGAAAGUAUCUAUGAAGUCUAUUUUAAUGUUGUAUUGUUGUAAUAUUUUAUGCUAUAUUAUUUAAGGAAUAUAAAUAUAUUUAUGGCAGUUA
Diabrotica virgifera virgifera (western corn rootworm) is the source of this 775-nucleotide messenger RNA. RefSeq lists its product as uncharacterized. NCBI's taxonomy places the organism in Eukaryota, Metazoa, Arthropoda, Insecta, Coleoptera, Chrysomelidae. The coding region runs from base 65 to 436 and encodes 123 amino acids. The record is from RefSeq and is a predicted model, not a curated record. The transcript has 2 exons.